Molecule: messenger RNA, 318 nt
Organism: Lactuca virosa
Lineage: Eukaryota; Viridiplantae; Streptophyta; Magnoliopsida; Asterales; Asteraceae
Source: the annotation of a GenBank genome assembly
AUGCAUACAAUCACAGCUCAUCACCUGUGGAUUCAAUUUUCGAUCCAGUUUCCUCCCAUGAGUUCUCUAACAUCAACACAAACACUUCCUUCAUACUAUCGACAUGAACUGACGUUGUCUAACGGGUUUCAAGCAUUGAGAAGUGUUGCAGAAAUCGAUCAUGCUACCUUGAUGAUGAACAGUAUGAUCAAACGAAAGGCGUUGCCACAAAAAGGGAACUUAUUACUAGCUGUUCUGGAAGCUGGUCCGCUUUUGCAAACACUGCUUUUAGCAAACCCGCUUCCGGUUGCCAGAACCUUUCACCGCUGCAGUCAUUGA